Messenger RNA from Terrapene triunguis (Three-toed box turtle), 1268 nucleotides. It is a transcript of the gene TRAPPC14, whose product is annotated as microtubule associated protein 11. The transcript has 8 exons. The record is from RefSeq and is a predicted model, not a curated record. The annotation marks the transcript as partial. Gene Ontology annotation, cellular component: TRAPPII protein complex. Gene Ontology annotation, molecular function: alpha-tubulin binding. Lineage: Eukaryota; Metazoa; Chordata; Testudines; Emydidae. Gene Ontology annotation, biological process: cilium assembly.
AUGGAGGCGCAGUGCGAUUACUUCAUGUACUUCCCGGCCGUGCCCUUCCCGGCCCGGGAGCUGCUGCGGGGGGAGCCGGGCCGGUACCGGGCCCUGCCCCGGCGCAACCACCUCUACCUGGGCGAGACCGUCCGCUUCCUGCUGGUGCUGCGGGGCCGGCCCGGGCCGGGGGGCGCCCGCACCCCCUGGGGGGAACUGGGCUCCUCCCUGGCCGCCCUGGCCAGUGUCAGCCCCGGGGGGGUCGACCCAGGGGGCGAGGGGGACGGGGAGCCACCUGAGGAGCUGGGCGGGGACGGGGACUCGCCCCCUCCGCCCCCCGGCUCCUUCCGGGACUGCCGGCCCCUGCUGACCCACGGCCAGGGACCCCUGGGGCGACCGGCCGCCGGGAUACCUGUGGAGGAGCCGAUUGUCUCCACGGACGAGGUCAUUUUCCCGCUGACGAUUUCCCUGGACAACCUGCCCCCCGGGACCGUCAAGGCCAAGAUCGUGGUGACAGUGUGGAAGCGGGAGCAGGAGGCGCCGGAGGUGCGGGAACGCGGGUACCUGAGCCUGCUGCAGAACCGGGCGCCGGCCCAGCUCUUCCGCGAGGAGCAGGGGGCCUUCAAAGCCCAAGUGAGCACCAUGCUGACCGUGCUGCCCCCUCCAGGGCUGAAAUGCCGCCAGCUGAACGUCUCCGGGAAAUACCUCACCGUGCUCAAGGUGCUGAACGGCUGCUCCCAGGAGGAAAUCUCCCUGUGGGAUGUCCGCAUCCUGCCCAACUUCAACGCCAGCUACCUGCCCAUGCUGCCCGACGGCUCCGUGCUGCUGGUCGACGACGUCUGCCAUCACUCGGGCGAGGUGCCUGUCGGCGCCUUCUGCCGCAUGGCCGGCGCCGGCUCCGGCUGCCCCUGCGCCCUGAGCGCCCUAGAGGAGCAGAACUUCCUCUUCCAGCUGCAGGCGCCCGAGCGGCCCCAGGAGGACACCAAGGAGGGUCUGGAGGUCCCCCUGGUGGCUGUGGUUCAGUGGUCGACACCCAAACUCCCCUUCACCAGCAGCAUCUACACCCACUACAGGCUGCCCAGCAUCCGGCUGGACCGGCCGCGGUUCGUGAUGACGGCUGCCUGCGAGUCGCCCGUAUCCCUGCGCCGACGCUUCACCGUCACCUACACCCUGCUCAACAACCUGCAGGACUUCUUGGCCGUGCGGCUGGUCUGGACCCCGGAGAGCGCCACGGCGGGUGGGCGGGGCUGCAGGGGCCUGGUGGUGUGGUGUGGGCGAGACCACAGCUG